This is a messenger RNA of Daldinia vernicosa, 652 nucleotides long. RefSeq lists its product as uncharacterized. The transcript has 2 exons. The coding region runs from base 226 to 567 and encodes 113 amino acids. Gene Ontology annotation, molecular function: chitin binding. NCBI's taxonomy places the organism in Eukaryota, Fungi, Ascomycota, Sordariomycetes, Xylariales, Hypoxylaceae. The record is from RefSeq and is a predicted model, not a curated record.
CUGACUGCAAGUCCGGAAGGCCAAGGAUUUGCAUGAUAAAUAAAAUCUAACUUACCUAUUUAUUAUAGGGUAUAUCCCGGCCCGGGAUAUAACGGCGUGAACAACGCGACCAACAAGAAGAUCCUCCUGUCCCUCGGGGGCGCCACACCGGAGUACCAACUCACAGGCGCAACUGACGGCACCAACAUCGCCUCGCCGCAAUGCGUCGUCCCCGAUACGAACCUCAUGGGCGUCCUGCAGCACAGCGUCGUCGACAUGCUGUUCAUUCAAUACCAGAACAUAAAGAGCCGGUUGAAUACGUCGAGUACGGAUACGAGGUUAUCUUGCGUGGCCCCGGUUCCGACUAGUUCCACCCACGACCUCCCACACGGAACUCCGACGCCGAGUACGAACUUCGACCGCCGCCCCGACGAAGUCACUGCCGGUUUCGACGAACAAUCGCUGCGGAACAGCGUUUGGCACAAUGUGUGUUCGUCUGGGCGGUGUGGUAGUCAGCAUGACUAUUGCGGCACUGGAAGUGCUUACUGUGUGUGGUACUGGUUGUCAGAAGGGCUUUGGUACGUGUAGCUAAUGGGUUGUUAUUUGACGUAUAAAGAAAGAUAAGGUGACAGACAGGUAAUUAUUUGGUUCAUAAUAGCGACGUAUAUUAACC